This is a messenger RNA of Lytechinus pictus (painted urchin), 3008 nucleotides long. RefSeq names its product glutamate formimidoyltransferase-like. The record is from RefSeq and is a predicted model, not a curated record. The transcript is spliced from 5 exons. NCBI's taxonomy places the organism in Eukaryota, Metazoa, Echinodermata, Echinoidea, Temnopleuroida, Toxopneustidae. Gene Ontology annotation, molecular function: transferase activity; folic acid binding. Bases 4 to 987 code for a protein of 327 amino acids.
CCAAUGAUGUCUUCGAGAGGGCUAGGAAUAUGUCUUUUGAACGUUUCAGAAGCAAGAAACCGCCUCAUCAUUGAGAAUAUUGCUUUAGCAGCUACAAGAUCUACUGGUUCAUCUGGAAUCCUGUCAUCAGUUCUGAAUAUCUUCCAAGACAUUGAUUACAAUCGAUCAGUGUUGACCAUAGCAGCCCCAAUCAACAACCUGAAGGCCGCUGUGUGUGGGGCAUGUGCAGAAGCUUACAGGCAGAUAGACUUGUCAAAACAAGAAGGAGUUCACCCAAGACUUGGUGCUGUGGAUCUUAUUCCUAUUUAUCCGUUGAUGUCAUCUGUCUCACUCAAAGAAUGUGGAGAGGUUGCAUAUUCUAUUGCAGAGGACCUAAGUACUGAAAUACCGGGCUCCUCCUUCUUCCUUUUUGGCUCAGCUGAUUGGCCAGAGCAGAGAGGUCUGGUGCCACGAAGGAAAGAUGUUGGUUGGUUCAAAGGAAAACAUGGCAUUGAUUGGUCAAAGUUCAACCAUGAUCUUGGAGCUCCACCUUCUAGCAGAUAUGGACUUACAGGUUGUGGAGCAUCACACUACGUUACCAACUGCAAUGUCACAAUAGAUACCCAAGACCUUGAGCUUGGGAGGGAAAUAGCGCAUGCCAUCCGAGCCACUACUCCCAGGGGGUUGCCAGGUAUUCAGGCUAUGGCCUUUCCCCAUGAGGGAACCAUUGAAAUUGCAUGCAACGUUGACAGUCUUCCAAGAGAAAAACAGAGUACCAGGGAAAACGAUGGUGACGACACAGAUCAAAAUUGCCCCAUCACCUUGGACUACUCAUCGCCAGAAACCAUCGAGCAGCGAGUGAAGGCUUUGGCAGGAGAGAAAGGGAUUGGAAUGGUUGGAACGGCCUUGAUCGGAUUCAGGCCGGAAGAAGCUUGUCGGCUUGCCAUGGAUGCCCUCCAGUCGGGGAACGAUCAACUCUGGAAGUCUCGGGGUGUCCUACUCAUGUGAGUUUCUGCACCUGUCUUCAGCUCUUGCGGUACUAGCUAACUUGAUCUGUGUAAUGAUUUUGCAAUUAAUAUGCAGCUGAAUUUGUGGAUAUCAUACAAUUUAUUCUAAUUGUAAGGUAUGUUUUCAUCAUCAAGCCAGGACAAUCAUCCCAAAUUUUUUGGAACUGAUUCCUUGAUGCGGAUUAGGCCAUUUCCUGCUUCUUUGAGAACAUAGACUGAGAGGUCUGACUUCAAAGAUGAUUUCAGUUGUACCAUGUUACAAAACCCUGGACAUCCACAUUCUAUUUCCAUAAUUAUUGCUUAUGUAAGUAGAAAAAUCAAAUUAUGAGUACAUGCAAAGGGUGCUGAAUUCAUGCUUGAAUAAAGUAUGAUAAUACAAGAAAUUUGCAUUUUUGUCUCGCCUGCAUAGCAGAGCGUGACUAUAGGCGCCGCUUUUCCGAUGGCGGCGACGUCAACAUUGAAAUCUUAACCAAGGUUAAGUUUUUGAAAUGUCAUCAUAACUUAGUAUAUGGACCUAGUUCAUGAAACUUGGACUUAAGGGUAAUCAAGUAUUACUGGACAUCCUGCCUUAGUUUCAGGUCACAUGACCAAGGUCAAAGGUCAUUUAGGGUCAAUGAACUAAGACCAUGUUGGGGGAAUCAAUGUCGAAAUCUUAACCAAGGUUAAGUUUUUGAAAUGUUGUCAUAACUUCAAAAGUAUAUGGACCUAGUUCAUAAAACUUAGACAUAAGGGUAAUAGUGUAUCACUGAAUAUCCUGCAUGAGUGUCACGUCACAUAAUGAAGGUCAAAGGUCACUUAGGGUCAACAAACUUUGGCCAUGUUGGGGCUAUUUGAGGAAUUGUCAUCAUUGGGGGUAUUUGAGGAAUUGUCAUCAUUGGGGGUAUUUGAGGAAUUGUCAUCAUAAAUUUGAAAAUUUUUGGAUCUAGUUCAUGAAACCUGGACAUAAGAGCAGCAAUGUAUCCCUGAAUACCCUUCAGGAACAUGGCCAAUAUCAAAAGUCAUUUUAAGGUCAAUGAACUCUGGCCAUGUUGGGAGUUUGUGUUGCAUUGGCAUCAUAUCUUAGGAAGUUUAUGGUAAUUGCUCAUGAAACAUUGACAUAAGGGUAAUCAAGUAUGAAUGAUUGUUUUGCACAUUUCUUAGGUCACAUGAUCAUGGUCAAAGGUCAUUUAGGGUCAAAGACAUAAUAUUUUAUUAUCAUAUUAGUGUUUUCUUCUGUGAAUAAUUAUUCAUUAGCUGUUUUUCAAAGGAAUCACUGCUGCUAUAUCGAAUUGUGUACUGCAGGCGAGACUGCCAGAGGCGUUCCACUUGUUUUAUACUAUGGCACAAUUGAAACCAUCUUUCUGACUUUGGGCCCGUGGCUCAGCAUGCCAUUUAUUAAUAAGACAGUAUCAUCCAGAAAAGAUAAAAGGGCGAGAUCAAGAGGAAAGAUGCAAUACAUGUGCAUCCAGCUGCAGAGUUAUGUAAGAUUUAAUUAGUGCAUGUCAAAAAAAACAAAUCUUAAAAACAUGAUUUCAUGUUAUUAGUUUUUACUUCAAAUGAUGACUAAAUUUCAUGGUAAUUAUGAUUGAAAAAUCGAUAUAUUAAUCAUUAUAUUUGUAUAGGAUGACAACACUACUCCUUUAUUUCCUUAUUUUCAAACUUUAUUAGGUUAUAAAUCACCGAGUGUCACAAUGACAUAUUUGAAACCUUUUUUGAAAGACAAGGGUGAAAACUACAUUAUGUAAAGUAAAUGUAUUUUUAUGAAAUAUGCCCCUGUUUCAUAAAGGACUUGCAACUGUUGUAACUUUGCCAUUAUGGCAACUACCAUGGAAACUGUUAUUAUGAUUGGCUGUUGAGCCCUGUUACCAUGGUAGUUGCCAUUGUGGCAAAGUUACAACAGUUGCAAGUCCUUUAUGAAACAGGCCCCUGAUAUAUGUGUGUGUGAAUAAUCAAACAGUGAUAUAUUCUUUAAAAAAAAAUCAAGGCCUAUCCUAGCGGUAGGUUGAAUUGCUCAAUAAAUUAUAUUUUUGUACUUUUCAAUGA